AGUUUUUUUCUAAUGACACGGCGCUAUGCAGCCUAUGGGCGUCAAUCUCCUCUUACUUAAUCACACGUCCCCGUCUUCCUCGAGUAAUCGCUGAGGGACUUGCCUCGAUAACGGACCGACGGCUCCGGCGUCUGAAAGCAGAGAAGGCGAGGUAUAUAAGCAGGAUACUGUGGUCAAGAUGAUUUACUAUACUGCCUUUGCUGCCUUUUUACUGCUGGGUCUUGCAUCUGCCCAGUCUUCCCUACAGUUGUCGUCCUGUUUGACUAAAGACCAAAACCUGAACCUGUCCUGCAAGUUCACUCCAUCUUCAGGCCCCAAGACCUGCUACUUCAUGACAGAGAAUAAGUUGGUUGGCUCUACCAACGCGAGCAGCGUCCCAGACAGCACCUUCAAAAACCGUGCCACUGUCAGUAUCGUGGAAAAUGUGUGUAACCUGAAUUUGAACGGUUUCGCCGACGACAAACCCAAAAACUACACCUGUUACAUCAAACAAACUUCAACCGCGUCUGCUUUUGUACUUGUGGACAAGAGUAAGCUUCAGACUUGUUCUGCCUGGUGUGUCAUGCAACACAGUGGAGCAGCGCUCCUGCUAGCUUUUCUCACUUUCCCGUUGUUGGAGUUUCUCUGGGUCUAGAUUUCUCUUGGUACAACGCCAAUGCCUAAAACCCAAGUUAUACGCCCUCCUGUUUUACAUCAAAAUAAUCUGCAGGAUUUGAGAGCUCAUGCUGAUACCAAAUACACUGUCAUGUGACGCACGUUCCUCAAAUACAAUGUAAAAUGUACCUUUUUAAAUGUGGCAUUUGUUUUUAAAGUUUAAGUGAGCUCCCUGUUUAACAUUGCUCUUAAGUAUGAAUUAUAAAAUGCAAUAAAGGUUGUAUUAUGAUUGUG
Messenger RNA from Puntigrus tetrazona (Sumatra barb), 888 nucleotides. RefSeq names its product Thy-1 cell surface antigen (gene thy1). The transcript is spliced from 4 exons. The record is from RefSeq and is a predicted model, not a curated record. Lineage: Eukaryota; Metazoa; Chordata; Actinopteri; Cypriniformes; Cyprinidae. The coding region runs from base 179 to 634 and encodes 151 amino acids.